CCAGAACGGUCACGGGGUGGUGCUGUCUCGGUGCAUUGAACGUGUGUUGUCGGUGCUCGGUUGUGGCACUGGGUGGAGCGCGCGCCUCCCCGUUCCGUUCUGCUCCAGGAUUUGACGUGUCGUCUGUGUUUUUUCUGCACUUCCUGCUUCCUCCGUGACUGUUUUGAGCCAGCAGUCCCGUCCGAAAGCUGAUCGGUAGGAAUCGUUAAACGUGGCAAUGGUGUGAAGGUGCGCGAUCGGCGGCGGUGUGUGUGAUCGUGAGUGAAGCCCGAGCUGUUAUUGCUGUCAGCCAUGCAGUUCUCUCCCACCAACGGAGAUUUUACCUUCGUCUCCUCGACGGACGCUGAAGAGCUCAGUGGCACCAUCGAUGCACCAGAUAUCACACUAAGUAUGGGCCCUGAUUCCACCAGGGACACUUACGCCACCACCUUCCUAAAACAGAGAGGUUAUGGAUGGUUGCUGGAGGUGGAGGAAGAGGAUUCCGAGGACACUAAACCGCUCCUGGAGGAGUUGGACAUUGAUUUAAAGGACAUCUACUACAAGAUCAGGUGUGUGUUGAUGCCCAUGCCCUCGCUGGGUUUUAAUAGACAGGUGGUGAGGGACAAUCCUGAUUUCUGGGGCCCGCUGGCUGUUGUCCUGCUCUUCUCCAUGAUCUCCAUCUAUGGACAGUUUAGGGUGAGAAUUGAGUCUUUGUAUCUUGACCAUGAGCAGUAUUUUAUAUGUGUAGUGAAGAUGCAUGUGCACAUAGAGCUACCAUCAAAAUCCAAAAUAGAUUGCCAUGGACUGUAGGCUUAUGACAAGGUU
Messenger RNA from Sinocyclocheilus grahami, 804 nucleotides. RefSeq names its product protein YIPF4-like. The record is from RefSeq and is a predicted model, not a curated record. Lineage: Eukaryota; Metazoa; Chordata; Actinopteri; Cypriniformes; Cyprinidae. The transcript is spliced from 3 exons. Bases 292 to 789 code for a protein of 165 amino acids. Gene Ontology annotation, biological process: vesicle fusion with Golgi apparatus; endoplasmic reticulum to Golgi vesicle-mediated transport. Gene Ontology annotation, cellular component: trans-Golgi network.